Limulus polyphemus (Atlantic horseshoe crab) is the source of this 1997-nucleotide messenger RNA. RefSeq lists its product as uncharacterized. The transcript has 2 exons. Lineage: Eukaryota; Metazoa; Arthropoda; Merostomata; Xiphosura; Limulidae. The annotation marks the transcript as partial. The record is from RefSeq and is a predicted model, not a curated record.
GAAGGGAAACAGCCGGGCAAGUCGAGAAGUUCCCUUUCAAUAGUUAUGAAAAAAACUGGGAGCGACGUUCCGGAACCCAUUAAUUCAGUUAGAGUAAAUUCUACAUUUUACGACCAGAUCGACAGCGUAGUGGUAGGAAGUAAAUAUAGCAAUCAGAGCUUUGAAAAUAGGUCUACCAAAUCCAGAGAAUCGAGUGAUGGUCUUUCUUUUAAAACAAACAGACUUACAGUAGGCACUUUGGAAGGUUUUUCAACUUCAGAAGAACUUUCAAGUAACGAUGUCGCUGGCACACACCGGUCAAGUGUUCUAACUAAUGACUCUUCAACAGCUCAGCCAAGCAAAAGACUAAAGUCGAGUCUCAAGAACCCUUCGAAAGUACAUUUCCUGAGGAAUAGAAGAAUAGCUGCUCUACAAAUUUCGCCACAGACUGAGAAACAGACAAAUAAUGAAAACGUAAAAGGUGGAAUUGGCACUGACGUCAUCACAUCCGAGGUUAACAUGAGUCGUUCUUCUAUAAACCUACCAUACAUAGCUGUCAUCAACAAAAGCAAGAGCGACUUUUCUAACACUACGUCACCUUCUAUUCUCAUCUCUGGAGAAGCGCGUGAAGACCCGAUUAAUGACACAUACGCAGGAGUAAACAUAUUGGUAACUGAUGGUAACAAAUCAACGCAGUUUACAGAAAAAAUUAAAACGGCGAAAAUAUUAUUUCAGGAUGAUGACGAUACUCAAACUGGAGAAGAGAAUACAACAAAAUAUUAUGUUUUGGGAGAAGACGGGGAUGGAUUGGAUGUAAACUACUCUACGUAUGAGGAUCAGUCUAGGGUAUCAGGUGGCGACGUAAAGUCAGGUCAGAAUCAGGUUUGGCUGAUCUCUGGUCACGUGCAAGCCAGCUCGCUCGCAACUGAAGAAAAUAAUACCGACCAAAAUGUCGAUUCAAGUGAAAAAUUUGACGAUUUUGGAUCUGUUGCUCUCUCAGAGCUCGUCAAUCCUACAUCAAUAGUGGACCUUUCACAUAAAAGUCAUAACGACCCUUUAAAGAAGAAUUCGAAUGAAAAUGAGCUAAUUCAAGUAAAUAACUGGACACAAAACUUCAGUUUUCUUAACGAUACUAUAACUUCAACGACAAGACAGAGGAAUGUAGUGAAUAUCGAAACCAGAACUAAUGUUUCUAUGGAUACCUCUCGGCCAUUGUAUCUUAACGAAACUACCAGAGUAGUUGAACAUUUCUUCACCAGCAACCACAGUGGAGUUGUUGAUGAAAGCACAAACAUUAGAGAAGCUGAAGAACCAAUCGCUACUCCUGUCCGUGGCUCAAAGUACUUAGAUAGUGAAAAUUCGAGAACGACAACGAAGCUAGCUAGUGAUGAGUCCAAUAAUACCACAGAUUCUUAUGAUAUACGUCAUCAGGAAAAUGCGGAAAAUCCUCCGCCAGGAGAAGAAUAUCAAUUGAGUAGUGGUUUCUUACAAGAAACAAGAAAUGUAAUGGGAGUUCAAAACCGUAAUACAACACCUUGUUUAGCAACAGACCCUCUGAGAACCUUAGAAACCGGGUCUUCAAAAUCCGGAGCAUACACAUCUUCAUCCCGACAAACGAACUUUCCAAAUACUCAUAAUUUAUUUAUAGAUGGCGCCACCAUCUCAUCCAUUGCUGGUACAACGAUUACCAAAUUAGCUAUAAAUGGGAUUAGUUCCCUUCAGGAAGGUAAAUCAUCGGCUACGACACCUAAUCCAACAAUACCGACAUCAACAAUCACAACAAUGACUAACAAUAACAAUACUCAGUCGAGCGCUACGCAACAGAGUUUGAUAGAUGUGGUCAGAAUAGCUGGUGUAAUGAGACUUACCAAGGGUAUCCAGUGGUCACCUAAACUUGGAAGAAAGUACACAAAAGAUUACAUUCGUUUAUCACAGACACUGAAAGAAUUGAUACAAGAUACUCUUCUCCAAACUUCAUUCGGAAAUCGUUUGAUUGAUGUUAUAAUCAACAGAUUCAG